AUGGACAUUGAUGAGGACGAUGAAGAGGCGAUGAUGCGGAAGGUCAUGGGCUUUUCGACCUUCAAGACCACGCAGAACACAAAGGUGCCAGGGAAUCAGAUCUAUGGGGUGCGCAAGGAGAAGAAGACCGUCUAUCGUCAGUACAUGAACAGAGAUGGAGGGUUCAAUAGACCGCUCAGUCCUGGAAGGUGA
This is a messenger RNA of Cyphellophora europaea CBS 101466, 192 nucleotides long. RefSeq lists its product as uncharacterized. The transcript has a single exon. Lineage: Eukaryota; Fungi; Ascomycota; Eurotiomycetes; Chaetothyriales; Cyphellophoraceae. Gene Ontology annotation, cellular component: precatalytic spliceosome. Bases 1 to 192 code for a protein of 63 amino acids. The record is from RefSeq and is a predicted model, not a curated record. Gene Ontology annotation, biological process: RNA splicing.